ACACACACACACACACACACACACACACACACACACAAAUAAAUUUACACAUGCAUCCAAUAGACAAACAAUAACCCAAUUACGCGUUCCAAAACAUAACUUUGUCUUUGUAUUGUGGAGUGAUUAUUUGGGAACUGUGAAGCAUUAAUAUUUUCAUCCACAAAACUGUAACUCAUGAACUGAGCUCUCACUUACUGACCGCCUUUAUAUGUCGUUCAGCAUUGUUGUCAUUGAUAGGCAUUGGAACAUGAAAAUGUGUCGGAGGAACAUGAGCAAAAACUACUUCAUGUCUUUAAAGAUCGUUGUAUCAUAUCUACUCUCUGUGAGUUCAUUAUUGAUAAAACUGCCCGUAUAUCAUUCAAAAACAAAAAUGGGUUCUUAUGGAUGAAAAGGUGUAUGAUGUUAAGUUGAGAAUGCCAAUAUUUUUAUUUUAACAUUUUAGAUGGCAGUGCACCGACAAUUGACGGACAACUUCUUGACGUGCAGCAUCUGCAUGGACGUCUUUGAUGACCCCUGUACACUGAUACCCCGAAGUGCAUCCUAUGUGGUGAUGAAGGAGCGGCACCUCCAGCUACUGCUUGGUGUGCUGACUGUGACAUCAGUCUUUGUGAGGGAUGCCAGAAGGCUCACAGACGUAUUCCUGCCACUCGUCACCAUGACGUAUCUGACUUGUCCACAGAGGUCAAAAUCAACCAAAGACGCAAACCAUUCUGUAAGCAACAUCCAGAUCAAAGCAUGCAGUUCUACUGCAAAGAUUGUAAGAAACUGCAAUGUCAACUGGAAGUCAAAUGGACAUCUAUGAGAUGUACCUGUGGUGUGAGUCAGAGCAGUUUCCCACCGUAUACGACCCAGAUUCAGAUAUAAAAUAUGAACUGAGAGAGAAAGUAUGUUUUAUGCAUGAUUGUGAAGAUAUCUCUAACAAUAUACACGAGGUGAGCUUGGGUAAAAUUGAUACCAUAUAUGAAGAUGUGUUUGAUUCUACAUCGACAUCAGUUCUGCACGACACAGUGGACAUACAAACAGAAGAUGAGACAAGUUUACCUCAUGUUUAUGACGUGGCAGUGUUCAAUGAAGGCGGUACAGACCAUAGUUGUAACUGAUAAUAACAAGUGCGUCAAAUCCUUCUACACACGCAAUACUCAACCCUGUCAGAGUAAGCUCUCUGUUCAGAGCCCCCCUCGGCGGAUUGCAAAACUUAAUGCCCAUCACAUGGCCGUGACCCUUCCCGAGACAAGGGAGAUAAUAGUGAUUGAGGUGAACCCUGACCUUAUUCUCCAAUCAUACAUUUCAACGAGGAAGAAGUACUUUGGUCUGACGGCCAUGAAACCGACUACCCUGACAGCAGGAUCCGGGUCGCCUCCCUGUGUGGACAUCCUUUUGUUAAGCUGUGUCCCCCUUUGUAUUGACAUGUGCAUAAAAACUAUUGUAUUUA
Molecule: messenger RNA, 1432 nt
Organism: Haliotis rufescens (red abalone)
Lineage: Eukaryota; Metazoa; Mollusca; Gastropoda; Lepetellida; Haliotidae
Exons: 2
Coding region: 443-802 (119 amino acids)
Source: RefSeq, a predicted model, not a curated record